ACUGCCGACUACGGUCACUGGUAACAGUGGUUAACAGAUUUUUCACGCGCGGCUUUCUUUAAAUUGGAAAAUGAAAUCCAAGACGGAUUUGUUGACUGACCCUGCAUGGAAACAGCUGCAACAAUACUUUGACAGCAAUGGCUCGAAGAUCAACAUAUAUAAUAUGUUUCAGGAGGAUUCUAAACGUUUCGAAAAAUUUAGCUUGGAGCUCUCUACCCCACAGGAUGGACCGAUUUUAUUGGAUUAUUCCAAGAAUAAGAUUAAUGAACAAGUACUUGGAUUAUUAUUUAACCUGGCUCGUGCACGGGAAAUCGAAGCUGCGAGAAAUGCCAUGUUUAGUGGCGAAAAGAUCAAUUUCACUGAGAAUAGAGCAGUUUUGCAUAUUGCCUUGCGUAAUAGAAGCACGACACCAAUAUUAGUGGAUGGAAAGGACGUGAUGCCUGAUGUUAAUGCAGUGUUGGAACAUAUGAAAAGUUUUACAAAUGAGAUAUUGACAAAACAAUGGAAAGGAUUCACUGGUAAACCUAUUGAAGAUGUUGUUAAUAUUGGAAUUGGUGGCUCUGAUCUUGGUCCACUUAUGGUAACCGAAGCUUUAAAAGCAUACAGCAUUGGACCUAGAGUUCACUUUGUUAGUAAUAUAGACGGCACUCAUAUAGCUGAAACUCUUAAGAAGUUAAAUCCCGAAACAACUUUGUUCAUAAUAGCUUCCAAGACAUUUACAACACAGGAAACUAUAACGAAUGCAACUACCGCCAAGCUGUGGCUUUUGAAAACGUUAAAAGAUGAAGCUGCAGUAGCCCGCCAUUUUGUAGCAUUAUCUACUAAUGAGCAAAAGGUUAAAGAAUUUGGCAUUGACGUUAAAAACAUGUUUGGUUUCUGGGAUUGGGUUGGUGGGCGUUACUCAUUGUGGUCAGCUAUUGGCUUAUCAAUUUGCUUGUCAAUUGGUUUUGAUAAUUUUGAAAAGCUUUUAAGUGGAGCUCACUUUAUGGAUCAACACUUUUCCACAGCACCUUUAGAGCAAAAUGCUCCUGUCAUAUUGGCUUUACUUGGUAUAUGGUAUCAUAACUUUUAUAAGGCUGAAACACAUGCAUUAUUACCAUAUGAUCAAUAUCUACACAGAUUUGCAGCUUACUUUCAGCAAGGCGAUAUGGAAAGUAAUGGAAAAUACAUUACUCGUUCUGGGAAAAGCGUAACGUAUUCCACUGGGCCGAUUGUGUGGGGAGAACCAGGCACUAACGGACAACAUGCAUUCUACCAGUUGUUGCACCAAGGUACAAGACUUGUACCAGCAGAUUUUAUAAUUCCUGUUCAAUCUCAAAAUCAGAUUGUUCCACAUCACACGAUUUUACUUGCUAACUUCUUUGCGCAAACUGAAGCUUUAAUGAAAGGCAAGAAUGAAAAAGAGGCUCGAGCAGAGUUGCAAAAAUCAGGGUUGAGCGCUGAACAAGUGGACUUAUUACUACCACAUAAGUUGUUUGAAGGAAACAGACCUACAAACAGCAUUGUAGUAAAGAAAUUAACACCUUUUAUUCUUGGUGCUUUGAUUGCCAUGUAUGAACAUAAAAUCUUUGUACAAGGCAUUAUUUGGGAUAUCAAUUCAUAUGAUCAAUGGGGCGUGGAGUUGGGAAAACAGCUAGCUAAAGCCAUUGAACCAGAACUGGCUAGCGCAGAAAAUGUUACAACGCAUGAUUCAUCAACUAAUGGCUUGAUAGCGUUUGCUAAACGUCACAGAGCCUAAAUAUACUUAUUUAGCUAUAUUCUUUGUUACAAGAUAUUUAAAAUAGGUACAACGUAAAUAGCUCUAUAUUUAAAGUUACAUUAUUAUAUCAGAGUAUAUACGUGAAUUAUAUAAACUUGUGUACUUGUCGUAGUUGAUGAAAAAAGAUUGCAAGAGCCACAAACAUAUAACUUUUAAAAUAUCUUUAAGACUUUUAAUUCUUUACAUUAUGAUCGUAUUGGGUUACGAUGAUGUCCAUGUGAUAAAGCAUAUAUAAAAAAAUGUAUUUAAAAUUUAUAGUUUAUUCUACAUAUGUUGUAGAUUUUUAAUACUGUCAAUACAUUACAGAACACACUUAAGUUGUGGCAUACAGAAUUUUAUUCGUUUUAAUGUACAAAAAGAAAAAGACAAUGUAAUUCAAUGUUACAAUAUUACUGCAAUCAGAAAAUCAGAAAAGUUAUAAUUAUAAAAAUAAUGUCUUUUAAUUUAUUUGAAUGUAAUCUGGGAUAUUUUAUAUAUAAAUAUAUCGA
Molecule: messenger RNA, 2247 nt
Organism: Temnothorax curvispinosus
Lineage: Eukaryota; Metazoa; Arthropoda; Insecta; Hymenoptera; Formicidae
Gene: Pgi
Product: glucose-6-phosphate isomerase
Exons: 11
Coding region: 71-1738 (555 amino acids)
Biological process (GO): glycolytic process; glucose 6-phosphate metabolic process; gluconeogenesis
Cellular component (GO): cytosol
Molecular function (GO): monosaccharide binding; carbohydrate derivative binding; glucose-6-phosphate isomerase activity
Source: RefSeq, a predicted model, not a curated record